Drosophila suzukii is the source of this 996-nucleotide messenger RNA. The record is from RefSeq and is a predicted model, not a curated record. NCBI's taxonomy places the organism in Eukaryota, Metazoa, Arthropoda, Insecta, Diptera, Drosophilidae.
UGCGAUGAGAACUCAGGCAACUGCAAGUUCUGCAAGUCUUCGGGAUGUAACACCGCCAAGGAACUAAGUGCAUAUGUGGACUGUCUGUUUUGUGAUGGCAGCGAUCAGGCAGAAUGCGUGAGGAGUGUUGGAGAUAUAUCCCGUACAUUAUCCUGCCACGGUAGCUGCUUCACCGGUCUAUAUCCCCGCAAUCAGUCAGACUCAAAUCCCGUUUACGAUCUGGCCUGCGGAUGUUUGGAUGAACUCGAGUACGACGAUCGCGAGGCCUGCGCAGCCGGAACUUUGGCAAACUGUGUUUCAUGUUCGGGCGCCAGUUGCAACACUGCUGAUGUGCCAGAGAAUCGACUCAGCUGCAACGUCUGUCAGGAUGCGGAGUGUGAAACGACUGUCAGCACAAAGUUUGUUUGGGUUAUCGUUCCGGAGAACAGUGCUACAUUCAAGUGGGCGAUCGCAGUGUCACGGCCAUGGGUUGUGCCACCGAUCUGGAGGAUUCAUACCUGUUGACCAACCGCAGGGAUGUGUAUCUUUGCUCUGGCAACGAUUGCAACACCAAGGAUAAACUGAACACGGUCGGCGUUUCCUGUAAUAUCUGCAAUUCCACCUAUGAUGACGGUUGUGUAAGCACUGGUGGGUCUUCGCCAGCUGUCUGCGAGCAUAACAUCAAUCCCGAGUGCUACAGCUACCUUAAUGAAGACGGCGUUUUGGAGCGUGGCUGUCUCAUGGACACCGAUGAUGACCUCUUCGAUGAAUGCUUGAGCUCUGGAAGCUCCAACUGCACCAUUUGCAGCACGAAUGGUUGCAACAACGAGAUCUAUCCCUCGGACUGGCUAGCCAGUCUGCGUUGCGAUUCCGCCAACGAUGCGGACUGUGCCCUGAGUCCCAAUAGCUAUUCGGGCCUAUUCGAAGGACGAUCCCUGUGUGACUUCCUUGACCAACGGUCGAACUCUUCGUGGCUGCCAAUCGGAACUGAGUUGCGAUGAAUCCCAGGCGGGAAGC